Molecule: messenger RNA, 1659 nt
Organism: Euleptes europaea (tarantolino)
Lineage: Eukaryota; Metazoa; Chordata; Lepidosauria; Squamata; Sphaerodactylidae
Gene: SLC22A17
Product: solute carrier family 22 member 17
Exons: 9
Coding region: 1-1659 (552 amino acids)
Biological process (GO): transmembrane transport
Cellular component (GO): membrane
Molecular function (GO): transmembrane transporter activity
Source: RefSeq, a predicted model, not a curated record
AUGGAGACCGGCCCGCCGACGCCAGACCCCGGGGUCCUGUGCAGGGACUUCUCUUCUCUGGCCCCGGAAUCGGGGCCGCCUUCCUUCGAAUGGCUGCUGGGGCGGCUGGGGGCAGGCGGGCGGCGCCAGCGCCUCCUUCUGGCCCUAAGCUGCCUGCCCUGCCUCCUCUUGGGCCUGGGGCUGGGGUCGGAGGCGUUGUUCACUUUGACGCCCCCCCUCUGCUGUCGAGAGCCCAACGGCACCCGGCUCCCCGUGAAUGACACCGACCCCUGCCAGGACCCGCGGUGCCAAGGCUGGGACUACGGGGGUCUCCCGGCCCUCACCAGCAACCCCGUGACCGAGUGGUCCCUGGUUUGUACCCGAGGCUGGGCCGUCCCUUUGGAACAACUGUGUUUUCUGCUGGGCUUUGCUGCGGGGGCCCUCGUUCUAGGCCACCUGGCCGACAGCGUGGGACGGCGUGGGACUCUUCUCCUGGCCCUGGCUCUGGGCUGCCCGGCAGGGAUCCUGGCUGCCUUUGCCGCCUCUCCCUCGGUCUUCAUGCUGGGCCGUUGCCUCUGGGGGGCAUUGCUGGGGGGCAUGCAGCUUUCCCUCUACCUUAUCCGUCUGGAACUCUGCUGCCCUCCACAGCGGUUGCCGGUAGCCAUGGCCGGGGACUUGCUCUUGGUCGGCGGCCACUUCUUACUCCUCGGGCUGGCUUUGGCUUGUGGGAGCUGGCGGAUCCUGCAAGGGGUGAUGUCGGCGGGACUGGGCCUCUGCCUGCUGUACGGCUGCCCUGGAGUGUAUCCCGAAUCACCCCGAUGGCUCUUGGCCACUCGCCGGACAGCUCAAGCCCGGGAGAUUUUGGUCACCUUGGCCCAGGACAGCGGCACCCAGGAAUCUGAGACCCAGGAGGCGCUGGAAGAACUCGACAAUGCCUGCCACCUCCCUGCGGUGGCUCAGAUCUCACUCCGUGCCCUGCUGGGCUGCAGAAACAUCUGGAAAAAUAUUCUCAUUCUUGGCUUCACCACGUUUAUAGCUCACGCCAUCCGCCACUGCUACCAAAUGGCCUGGGGCUCCUCGCAGGGCCCGCGCGCCGAGUUCUACCUCUCCUACCUGCUGUCAGCCGGCAGUGCGGGGCUGGCCUGCCUCUUCCUGUGCCUGAGCGUCGACCGGUACGGCCGCCGUGGGAUACUGCUGCUCACCACCACGCUGACGGGCAUCGCUUCCCUCAUCUUGCUGGGCCUGGAAGAGUAUCUCAACCACGCUGCAGUGGUCACGUUCUCCAUCCUUGGCCUCUUCUCCUCCCAUGCUGCUGGAUCCCUCAGCAUCUUCUUUGCCUCGGAAGUCAUCCCCACCAUUAUCCGAGGGAAGGGCCUCGGCGUCAUCCUCUCGUUGGCGUCCCUGGGCGGCCUGAGCGCCCCUUUGCUCUGGUUGCGAGAACAGCAUGGCUCCUUCCUUCAGCACAUCAUAUUGGCAUCCUUCAACAUCUUAGCCCUCCUUUGCUUAAUGCUGCUACCCGAGAGCAAGCGCAAGGCCUUGCCCGAGAGCUUACGGGACGGAGAACUUUACCGGAGACCCUCGCUGCUCCGCCGGGCCGGGGGAGCAGAAAGCCGGGCGGCUGAGGAGGCGACUCGCCGCGACGACGUGCCGCUCCUCUCCACGCCAAACCCUGCUAGUUGA